UUGUUUCCAAAGGGCAAUUUUGUCAUCCGUUUUAGUACAUCCCACAGAAAGCCCCAGCGUUUGAAUGAAGUCUGUAAAGUGGACUGAUCAGCGAGCGUGCAUCUAAUUCUGGUGAAGUUUUCAGCAUUCGAUCAAACUACUUCAACUGGUAACAGAGGUUCAGAGAGACGCAAUUGCUCAACUUCCGGCGCACAAAUGUAUUGAAAAUCCAAUCCGGAUUUGCAGGGGCGGUUCAUCUGGGUGCCUGUACCGGCCCUUGCUGAGGACAGAAGCUGCUCUAUUCGCGGCGUCGGCUGAAGAAGGUGAGAUUGCAGCCUGGCUACCCGAGAGCGUGAUGAUGAAUCCCAGCCUGGUCUCCGCUUUUUUAUGCUGCUGUGCUGUCACGAUCCUGCUCCUGAAUUGGCGCAGGAGGAGGACCGGCCAAAGGAAGAUGCAGGAGGCGAGGUGGAGGCGGGAUCGCGCGCUGCAACAAAUGGAAAAGGCUGCUGGAAACUUCAAGCAGCAGAAUCCCAGCCACCAACCAGCACCGAUACUGGCUUUCACCCUGCCUCAGUUGUGUGGAAAUCUCAGGGAUGGCUCACUCUCACCUGAGACUGUCUUAUGCACUUACAUGGACAAGGCCCUGGAUGUGACUAGAGAGAUCAACUGUGUGACUGAUUAUCUGGAGAAUAGUGAAUCCCAGCUUCUGCAUCUGAAAAGCCAGGGGAAGAAAGGCUUGCUCUAUGGGGUUCCCGUCAGCAUAAAGGAUUCCAUUGACUGCAAGGGCCAUGACUCCACACUGGGUUUGGUGAAGCGUCUCCAUAAACCAGCAACAGCAGAUGCUGUGGUAGUUCAGGUGUUAAAACAACAGGGAGCAAUUCCAUUUGUCAAAACUAACGUUCCUCAGUCUUUGCUGAACUAUGACUGCAGCAAUCUGAUCUUUGGGCAGACGGUGCAUCCUAUGGAUCACACGAAAACCCCUGGUGGUUCUUCGGGAGGGGAAGCUUCCCUUAUUAAAAGUGGAGGCUCUAUCCUCGGCAUUGGCACAGAUGUAGGAGGGAGCAUUCGCAUUCCAGCUGCUUUCUGUGGAAUUUGUGGAUUCAAAGCCACAGGCAACAGAAUCAGCAAAAGAGGAAUUGUACCCAGCAUCCGUGGGCAAAAAUCAGCUAGUCCAGGAGUAGGACCAAUGGCCAGGGAUGUUGAUGGUCUUGUUCUGUGCAUAAGAGCCAUCCUGUGUGACCAAAUGUUCCAGCUGGACCCCACAGUUGCUCCUCUUCCCUUCAAUGAGAAGGUGUAUUCCAGCUCUCAACCCCUCCGAAUAGGAUACUAUACCACUGAUUCGUUUACAGUGCCAAGCCCUUCCAUGAAGCGGGCUGUUCUGGAAACCAAGCACCUCCUGGAGAAGGCUGGCCACACGGUGCGUCACAUGUUGGUGCCCUUCAAGCCCUUAAACAUAGAACAUGUUAUGAGCACCCUUGUGCCAGCGGGAUUGUUUGCUGAUGGUGGUACUACCUUUCUAGAAAGCUUCCAAGGGGAGUCUGCGGAUCCCAAUAUAAAGGAGUUUCUGCUUAUGGUAAAGUUACCUGGUUGGUUGAAAAGCUUCCUAUCCUGGAUCGUCAGAGCAAUAAGUCCUCGUAUGUCAAAAUCCCUGAGGAGCAUGAAGGAGAAGUCUGUCAAUCAGCUUUGGAAACUUCAUACUGAAGUUGAGGAAUACUGCCAUGAAUUCAUUGCUGAAUGGAAGAGGCUCAAUUUGGAUGUGGUGCUUUGUCCUGCCCUGGGUCCAGCUUUUAAGAUUGGGUUUCCAGGGAAAAUAUCAGUGGGGGCAAGUUACACGAUCUUAUAUAACUUCCUGGACUUCCCUGCUGGAGUUGUGCCGGUCACGACAGUGACAGCGAAAGAUGAGGAGGAUUUGAAAACUCUCAGAGGCCACUACGAUGAUAUAUGGGACAGGACUUUAAAGAAGGCAGCAGCAGGAGCAAUAGGACUCCCUGUGGCUGUCCAGUGUGUGGCUUUGCCCUGGCAGGAUGAGCUGUGCCUCCGGUUCAUGAAAGAGGUGGAGAAGCUGACCCAAGAAAAACAAAGGAAGUGUUGAAUGUGAUGUUGCAUAAAACAGGCCUCUGGAAUUUGGUGCUGUCUUUGAUCAAAUGGUUUAAGAACAUCGUUGCCUCAUGAACAGUGAAAGUGCAUCAGUGGUCCCAUGGUCACUUGUCCCUUUGUGAAUGCUUCUGACAAAGGGUCCUUGCAGUCUAUGCAACUGCAGCUGCUGUCUGACACAGCCCCAAAUGCUGAGGCAGGGAGUGAUUGCCUGCUUCGUCCGCACACUAAAGAAUCUAAUUCUGAGUGGAGUGGAAAGAAUGUAAGGACCUCACUCACUCACUCACUCACUCACUCACUCACUCACUCACACUCACUCACUCACUCACUCACUCACUCACUCACUCACUCACUCACUCACUCACUCACACACACACACACACACACACACACACACACACACACACACACACACACACACACACACACACAGAUAAUAAGUCACUCAGCCACAUGGGACUAAUAUAGUUUCCCAAGCUUGCUGGUGAACUUCAAUUUGACAGGGCACCUGUUUGUUUAGGUUCUGCCUCUGCAUUCCUCUUUCUCCUUGGCCACUAUUCAAAGUCCUAAAAGGUGCUCUUGUAACCCUAAUUAGAUUAGAUUUUUAGAGACAGGCAUUUUUUAUUCAUUUAAAAUAUUUCCAUACAGUUCAAAGAACAUGUUACCAUUUUCUAAACUGUAGCCUUUAAAAAAUUAUGAAAUGGACUUUAUUCUGUUUGUGAAUAAUUGGUGCAAUGUAAAAUAUAAAUGUAUGUUUAAAAAUUGUCCUUCA
Sphaerodactylus townsendi is the source of this 2845-nucleotide messenger RNA. Its product is annotated as fatty-acid amide hydrolase 1-like. Gene Ontology annotation, biological process: fatty acid catabolic process. The record is from RefSeq and is a predicted model, not a curated record. The transcript has 15 exons. Lineage: Eukaryota; Metazoa; Chordata; Lepidosauria; Squamata; Sphaerodactylidae. Gene Ontology annotation, molecular function: amidase activity; fatty acid amide hydrolase activity. The coding region runs from base 335 to 2071 and encodes 578 amino acids.